Propithecus coquereli (Coquerel's sifaka) is the source of this 1280-nucleotide messenger RNA. RefSeq lists its product as uncharacterized. Gene Ontology annotation, biological process: transmembrane transport. The record is from RefSeq and is a predicted model, not a curated record. Gene Ontology annotation, molecular function: dipeptide transmembrane transporter activity. Gene Ontology annotation, cellular component: membrane. The transcript is spliced from 6 exons. NCBI's taxonomy places the organism in Eukaryota, Metazoa, Chordata, Mammalia, Primates, Indriidae.
AUGGACACUGCAAGCAACAACCAUGAACGGGAAAAUCGGAGCUAUAGAAAUUCAGCCGGAUCAGAUGCAGGUCGGAGAAAAUACUUAAGUUGCUUUCAAAGUCGUCUUGGAGACAACAUUAACGUUUUACCUCCACUUCGUCUGCAGACCGUGAAUGCCAUCUUGAUUGUUAUCAUGGUCCCUGUUUUCGAUACUGUGGUGUAUCCUCUGAUUGCAAAAUGUGGUUUCAACUUCACCUCCUUAAGGAGGAUGACAGUUGGAAUGUUACUGGCUUCCAUGGCCUUUGUGGUGGCUGCAAUUGUGCAGGUGGAAAUUGACGACGAUGGCUGCCCUGAGGUGAAGGAGUUUGAGGAUAUUUCCCCCAACACAGUGAACAUGGCUCUGCAGAUCCCACAGUAUUUCCUCAUCACCUGUGGCGAGGUGGCCUUCUCUGUCACAGGACUGAAGUCCUCGUAUUCUCAGGCUCCUUCCAACAUGAAGACAGUGGUUCAAGCAAGUUGGCUGCUGAUGGUGGCUGUUGGCAACAUCAUUGUGCUCAUCGUGGCAGGGGCAGGCCAGUUCACUAAACAGCUGCCAAGAACAAAGGCCGCAUCGCCCAGUCCCUGGCAAACAGGUGUAGUAUUGCCUCACCAAUCCACUGCUUCUCUGAGGUGCCCUAGAGUGUACUUGGGGAGAAGCUUCGAGAACCAGCUGAGGAGCAGCUGUCCUGUGAGACUGGAGAGAGUCCAUGACAGUCUGGAUGUCAGGAAGGAAGCCGUGGUUCAGGCAGAGGAAGCGGCUGCUGAGAUGACUAUCCAACCAGGGUAACAGGAGAAGAAAUGCUAGAAGAAGGAAAAGAAAAGAACGGCAGCGCUUGCCCUCGCUGCUUCAGAAAACAGUAGUAGUACUUGGGAGGAGCAUGAGGAGAUGGUUGAAAAACCCAAAAAGAAGAAAAAGCAAAAGCCCCAGGAGUUUUCUCGGGAGAAUGGGAUAGAAGACCACCCAUCUAUCUGUCUCCAAACCCAAGACAAAGAGACCUCUUUCAAGGAGGAGGUGGUUAGUAGUGGCCUUGUGGAAGCCACUGGCUGCGUGAGUCUUCCCAAGAAGAAGAAAUCUUCACCCAAGGAGGGAAUAGCAGUCAGUGAUCCCAAGGAGGCAGGCAAGAAGAGUGUCUCUGAGAAAAAGAGGAAGUCCUCUUCCAAGGGGGAGACAGUCAGCCGAGGGCCUGAAGAGGCUGCUGGCAGCAAGAGCAGCUCCAAGAAGAAGAAAAAGUUCCACAAAGCACCCCAGGAAGAUUAGAA